AUGGAAGAAACGCCGCCUAUGCUGAAGGAAAUGGACAUCAAUAUGAAGGAGGUCAGACUAGAGAGGAUCCAGGCGACGGCGCAGACGACGAAGGGAGACAAUCCAAAGCAACCUUCAGUCAAGAUGGGCCUGAACAACGGGGUCCCAGAAGGGAUGAAUGCACUGUUUGUGAGUGGUCUUUGCCGCUGGCCAGGCUGUGGAGUCGUAUCGGAAAAUUUCUCCACUUUCUUAAAGCACCUCCACUCUGAACACAGACACAACGACAAAAGCAUUGCUCAGUGGAGGGUGCAGCAGGAUAUCGUCCAGUACAUGGAACGUCAGCUUGUCCUGGAAAAACAAAAACUUCUCGCAAUGCAGCUUCAUCUGUCAGAGAACAGUUACUCUAACCUGGCUCAGGUAAUCAACGGAGACAGAAUCCAACUGGGGGAACUCAAAAAUCAGACACUCCAACAGGACUGGACAGCUAAAGCCUCCACACACCUUCUGCCAGGUAUUGAAUGCUACAAAUACAACAACAUCAGGCCUCCAUACACCUAUGCUUACCUGAUAAGAUGGUCGAUCUUGGAGUCUCCAGACAAACAGAGGAAUCUAAAUGAGAUUUACAACUGGUUCACUACCAUGUUCUUCUACUUCAGACACAACACAGCAACAUGGAAGAAUGCAAUACGUCACAAUCUCAGCCUUCACAAGUGCUUUGUGCGAGUGGAAGGGGAAAAGGGAGCCGUGUGGACGGUGGAUGAAACAGAGUACCAGAGAAGGAAGGGGCAAAAAUAUCACCGAGACUGCCCAGUGAAGUGGCUGACAUCUUACUCCCAUUUCUGUUCAGAGGAGCCGACAGCAGCAGACGGCAGCACAGUGUCCCUCCUGUUGUCUAGAUGUUGAAUUCUUGUCCAAACUAUACAUGUUUUGGAUUCAAAGUCAUUGCUUUUAUUUGAUUUUCUUAUUGUUUGUUGGCGCGACCAUAUGUUUUAUGCUUUAAUUAAUGGUUGGUGGUUGUAUUAACUAAGACCACUUAUUACACAAACUGAAUUCUAAUUGUCUCUCUUUUUUUUUUAACACCAGUAAAAGAUUAGGGUAACAAAAUGAAGCCUUUACUUACAAUUUUUAUAUUGACCUGAAUUACAAAGAGCCUUCAGUUUACACAAAAUGAAACGGGCCUCAAUCACAUUCAGUCAGAUUCAUCCAAAGAUUAGAAUUGAAGUUGAUUUUGUUAAAUGGUGACUCCAGUAUAUCAUGUAGAAGUGGAAAAGAACAGCUUUAGAGCUGCA
Messenger RNA from Gambusia affinis (western mosquitofish), 1268 nucleotides. Its product is annotated as forkhead box protein P3-like. The record is from RefSeq and is a predicted model, not a curated record. Bases 1 to 882 code for a protein of 293 amino acids. Gene Ontology annotation, molecular function: RNA polymerase II cis-regulatory region sequence-specific DNA binding; DNA-binding transcription repressor activity, RNA polymerase II-specific. NCBI's taxonomy places the organism in Eukaryota, Metazoa, Chordata, Actinopteri, Cyprinodontiformes, Poeciliidae. Gene Ontology annotation, biological process: regulation of transcription by RNA polymerase II. The transcript is spliced from 10 exons. Gene Ontology annotation, cellular component: nucleus.